This is a messenger RNA of Amoebophrya sp. A120, 1611 nucleotides long. NCBI's taxonomy places the organism in Eukaryota, Dinophyceae, Syndiniales, Amoebophryaceae. The record is from the annotation of a GenBank genome assembly.
AUGCCGUUUGAGCUGCACGAGACGGGGUUUAUGCUGUUACAGAUCCCCCCGGGCGCUCCCACGCCAGACGAGGAAGCCUUCUGGGACGACCCCGCCGGGCCUGAUGUGGUGCCGAAACAGAAGAUCACAAAGUGGCAACUUCCGCCGGGCUCGACGUUACAAUUUACCAUAGACCGCGGAACGAAGCACGCGGACCACGACUGCAUCAUCGCGCCGCAGUUCGACGGGGGCCCGGCCGACACCCCCGGACCCACGAAGGACUACUUUUGUGACUUCCGUGCGGAUAUUAACUGCAAAUAUGUCUGGGUCUGGAAGAUUGCCAGGUUUGUGAUGCAUAUUUAGCAUGACCCAUGAUGCCUGUAAUGCAUGAGCUAGAAUGACAGAUUUUUAGAUGGCUUCCUGAUGCCUAUUUCGCAUGACAACUGCCCUUCCCGCGUAGCACAAACUGGACUCGUCUUGCUGGUCAUGCAAUACAGAUUCUUUUAGAAUCCAAAUGCAGCAUCACAAGUUGCAACCUUCCAGACCCAGACAUUUUUGCAAUCCAUAGCGAACCAGAUUGGGUUGGAGCACAAACCGUGCUGGACGUUCGAACUGAUCAACGAGGGCCCGAUAUCCUAUGUGAAAACGUCCCCACCCCAGAGUUGUCAUGCAGCAAAACUGCAUGAUCAGGAUCACAAUGUUUCUCAUGCGGGGCCGCCCCAUACGAAGCAUCUUCUAGUCGCGUUUAAAAAUUUGUAAUGCUCCAAUCAGCAUCACAGGCUAGAUCUGUGAUGCUGCUGAACGAGCGAAACAGGAUUUUUACACUACGGGGCAAAAGAACUUGGCGUGCGCAACAACCAUAGCUGGUGGAUUUGUCUAGCAGAUUCCCCAUUUUGAGUCUGGGGUGGGGACGUUUUUGCGUAGGAUACCCGAUCGGCUACUUCGCGUCGGUCCAGAACGUUUUCACGUACAACGACACGCGCAGCUGGCUCGUUUUUCCCUUUCCCGAAGUCACUGACAAGUACAAAAGUUUAUGCACUCGACCCUUGCGGGGGGUGCACGUGAACGAGUACGUGCUCCGCGCGAAGAACCUGACGAACCGAACGGUCGGGCGGAGUUCGGACGCUUUCAAAGACACCACGCCUGACCAGUGCUUGCAGCUCUGCGUGGAGGAGCCGGCAUGCUAUCCUGUGUAAAAACGUCCCCACCCCAGAGCUGCGGACCGGUUUUCUCGGAAGCGAAAGACGCGUGCGACCCGCCACCAAAGCCUAAACCGGCACCAGAGGAGAGUAAGAGCUCCGCACAGUUAUACAUCGGCCUCGGCGUGGUGCUGGGCGUGCUCACAGUCGGCGGCGCAUUCGCCGCUUUCACGCACCUACAGAAGAAGCGAAGGCCCGAUGACUACGGUCAGAGCUACGGGGAUGAAGGCGAGGAGGAUUACUAGGCGUACUGUAAACAUGAUGAGUCUGCUGUGCCGGACAGAAGAACAUGAUGUCUUGUGACCUCGAAGAUGGUGCGCUGCCUUUGGAUUCGGUUGACAGUUGGUUCAGAAAUGGACACGUCACAGAUCAAAUAGAUAAACCGUUUUUUAAUCAUUUUUGCACAAAAUGAAAAUUAAAAUGGCCGCGACAU